GUGUAGGGCGGGGCGAUGACGAGAGGGUAGCAACAGUUGCCCGGGUGAAGGCAAGGCGCCAUAGUCACGGUAGUCCUAGCGACAAGAACCAAGCAACGGGAGUCAACAACAACAACCUAUAAUAUAAGGGGAAAAUACUUCAACGACUAAAAAGGACAAUAUUGGGACAAACUAGAGAACUAGCACCUCAAAGCCUUGGUUGCCAUGGCAACUUCUGGAUACUCAGAGGACCUUCAGCCUCAGCAGGCCAAUACAGUAACCAUAGCAACACCAUCUCCUACCACACCCUCAUCCGCAAAGACGGCACACUUCCUGUCCGAGAUCCCACCAACCUCUGGAGCCAUUGCAUCGGCUAACCAAUCGGCCACUGUCUCAAAAACAGGACAGGACGCACUUUGUUCUCAAGCGCCGCCCAUCAACCAGAAGGCAGUGGUUCUGACGACUCCCACGCAGCACUAUGUAUCCCAAGAAAUCCAGCACUCUGCUGUCCAGAAAAGUAAUGGUCAGAGCAACUCGCCCCAGUACAUCAUAGUAACUGUUACAGAGGGCUCAGUUCACUCCAAUGACAGCUUGUCAGACUCUAGCCCACCUGCCACUGGUGUUCCUACUCAGGUGGUCCAACCAGUGCAGACUACCCAACAGAGGUCAGUGUUGCAAGCGGUGUCGCAGGCAGCCAAGAGGAUUCAGAUUAAGAACCUACAGUCUGGGGACAUUCACCGGGAGGUGGAGCAUGUUUACUCUGGCCAGGUGCAGUAUGUGGACGGAGGAGGAGACACGACUUUUACCACGUCCUCCAUUCGAUCGAGCAACUACCCUUUCUCCGACUCGCCCCUCUACUCGCAGACCCCUUCCUCCUCGUCCUCCUACUACGAGGCCACACCCAGCUCUGAGUCAGACAUCACUGGCUCUGUCACCUCGCAGCCCGUUUCUGUGGCAACAGCGGGAGCCAAUAGUGGGGGAGCUGCUACGGGCGGAGGGGGCUAUGUCAUUCAGGGAGGUUAUGUGUUAGGAGGAACAGCAGCAGGUGGAGGAGGACAGAGUUACACCAGCCCUAACGCUCGUGCCCCACCCGCUACUGUGCAGUGGCUGUGUGAUAACUACGAGGGGGCAGAGGGGGUAAGUUUACCUCGCUGCACCCUCUACUACCACUACCUGCUGCACUGCCAGGAGCAGAAACUAGAACCUGUUAAUGCUGCAUCCUUCGGCAAACUCAUCAGGUCUGUCUUCAUGGGGUUGCGUACACGGAGAUUAGGAACCAGAGGGAACUCUAAGUACCACUACUAUGGACUGAGGAUCAAAUCUGGUUCCCCGCUGCUCAGACUGAUGGAUGAACAACAGCACAUGGCGAUGAGGCAGCAGCCUUUCUCACAGAAAAACAGGAUAAAGCCACUUCAGAAGUCACAGGGGAUCACCAAUGGGACAUCAGGUGGGAUGGGUCAGCAGCAGGCGGCGGCACUAUGUGAUAUUUCGGCGCAGGUGCAACAGUACCAGCAGUUUCUGGAGGCAUCAAGGCCGCUGCCAGACUUUGUGGACAUUGAUCUGCAAGAUGGAACCCUGCCUGAUGGGAUCCUUUUAGAACACCUCAAGGCCUUUCAGACUCUCUACAGGGAACACUGUGAGGCCAUCCUGGACGUGAUGGUCAACCUUCAGUUCACUCUCGUGGAGACACUUUGGAAAUCCUUCUGGCGGUUCAGCCAGAGCAGUGACAGCGAAUCACUUAACCUGCACAAUGAGUCUGAGAAGCGUCUGCCCAAAUCGUGCCUGGUGGUGCUGUGUAAGUAUGAGCCUGUGCUGCGCUGGACCAAAGAGUGUGACAACCUGCUCUACCAGACUCUGGUGGAGAUCCUCAUCCCUGAUGUACUGAGACCCAUCCCCAGUGCCUUAACCCAGGCCAUCCGCAACUUUGCCAAGAGUCUGGAGAACUGGUUGACAGGCGCCAUGAUGAACAUCCCAGAAGAGAUGGUUCGCAUAAAGGUAGUGUGUGUGGGCUCCUUCUCCCAGACGCUGCGCCGCUAUACCAGCCUGAACCACCUCGCCCAGGCAGCCCGCGCAGUCCUCCAGAACUCCGCCCAGAUCAACCAAAUGCUCUCAGACCUCAACAGGGUUGAUUUCACUAAUGUACAGGAGCAGGCAUCCUGGGUAUGUCAGUGUGAAGACCGUGUGGUACAGAGGCUGGAACAAGACUUUAAAAUGACCCUGCAGCAGCAGAACUCUCUGGAGCAGUGGGCUACCUGGCUGGAAGGGGUUGUGUCUGAGGCCCUGAAGCCCUACGAGCACAACCCUAUCGUGCUCCCAAAGGCUGCAAAGGUUUUCCUGCUCAACUGGUCCUUCUAUAGCUCUAUGGUAAUCCGGGACCUGACUUUGCGCAGUGCUGCCAGCUUUGGCUCCUUUCACCUGAUCCGCUUGCUGUAUGAUGAGUAUAUGUACUACCUGAUAGAACACCGGGUGGCCCAGGCUAAAGGAGUAACACCCAUUGCGGUCAUGGGAGAAUUUGCAAGCACUGUCAAGAGCCGAAUCUCUCCGGACCUGGAGAAAGAAGAAGAGGAGGAUGACGAGGAAGAGGAAAGCGAGGACGAGGGCGGAGAUCUCGUGCUGCAGUCCAGCUCGCUGAGAGCGGUUGAUGACGAGAAGGACACGAUGGAGCCGCCCGCCAAGCUGUCCAGGACCAGUUUCAAUCUGCACUCUCUGACCGACAGCACCCCAUCUUAGCCGCUCAUAUAUAUAGUUAUCACACAUGUACACACACACACACACACACACACACACACACACACACCACACACACACAUUUUGCUUUAAGUUCAACAUCAUGUCAUACCAUUUUGUCACCCUGUUUGGCCUUUGGGUUUGCAAACAGAUAAUGUUUGGUGUGUGCGUGUGCGCGCAAGUAUGUUAGAAUGUGGAAGAGCCCUUUGCCAAUUUUGUACUUUCAUUCUGCCAUUCUUUUUCUCUUUGCCUUUACCUGAUAUUUUACAGUCCUUCCCUCAUUCCCUGUGCCUUCCCUGUUUGUCCAGUGGCAAGAUGCCAUUAGCCACUUCUGUCCAGUCUCAACUAUAUUGUAUACAAUAUAUAAAUAUAUAAUAUAUACAGAUGGGUGAAAAAUUAAAAGUAAAAACCUGAAUUUAGGAGUGAGGAAACAUAACGAAUGCAGAUGCUUCCAGAGAGGUGCACUGCAUUGAACAAUUAAGCAAAUAACAGCCAAUCAUGCGCUGUGGCAUGUAUAAAAAACGCUGAGCAGGCCCACUUGAUUCUGAUUUUGUAUCAAGAUGGCAGGAGGAAAAGAUCUAAGUGACUUAAGGAAGUUACGCAGUUGUUACUUUUUUUUUAAACAUGUACAAGUAGUUUUAUCAUGAAAUAGACACAUAAAGACUUUAUAACUUGUUUCUCGAAGAGUGCGUUGGCUCUUUUUUCUUUAAAGAUCCAAGUGACUUUGAAAGGGAGUUUAUUGUUGGGGUACACACAGCAGGAGCUUCAGUCACAACUGGCUGCUGUUUUAAUAGGACCAGGUGUGACUAAAGUACAUCUUGCUGGCAUGGCUGGGUCCGCUUGUCCCCUCAGAGGGAAGACUCACUGCAAAUCACUACAAAGUUGCUCUGCGCAAUCACCUCCAGUGGUCUCUUCCACAGUGACAAUGUCCCCAUCCAUAUGGCUUGAGGGGUCACUGAAUGGUUUGAUGAGUAUGAAAAAUUAUGUAAAUGAUAUCCUGUGGCCUUCACGGUCACCAGAUCUCAACCCAAUCUUAGACAGCACUCUCCGCCGCCAUCAUCCAAACAUCAGAAUGAGGAAGAAUGGCUUUCAUCCCUCCAGUGAAGUUCCAGAAGCGUGUAAUCCAUGCCAAAACCUUACUAAGACAUUUAAUGUUGGUUUAUUUCUUCAGUUGGUCACCUGUCUGUAUAUUCUUGAUUCCCUCCUGCCCCGCCUUAACCACUGACCUGAUUGCUGAAAAGAGAUAAGAAGACUCCAGUGUUCUUCCUUGUACUCUAAACUCAAAAAUAUCUUGUACCUUGCCUUUAAAGCAAUGACUAUGCAGGGCACUGUCUGAAAUAUACAAUGUUGUAAUCUCAGAGUAGCGUCUGGAAUGAUACUGCACCAUGGAUGUUGUUUGACAGAUAUGUGGAUGCCAUAUUUGACUUAAUUUAAUUUCUUAUUAAUUUGGCCAAUUAACUGAAACCCUGUGCCUUUGAGAGAUUUCUAGCCUAAAGAAAGCUUAUAUUCUAUAUAUACUGUAUUGUGGAUUAAUAAAUGGAAGUCAUGUAAAGUAGUCUUGGUGUUGUCAUGAACUUCUACUAGCUGUGACAAAAAUAUUGAAAUGGUGACAGUCAAGCCUCGUGAUGAUUUUGCUCAGUUUGCUGUUCUUCAUCCAUCCAUCCAUCCAUUACUUAAUUCAAGAUCAUUUCUUUUAUAUACACACAAACACACGCACACAGUUUAGACACUUCAUAGAUGCAGUGCAAGUUGAGUGGGCCACAGGACAAGAGCAAAGCUUAUCCCACCCAAUCAGCAGCACUUACUACACUGUAUCCAUGGCGACCUUUGUACCAGCUACUUCUCAAAGUUUUUGUAGUGUAAAAGUAGAUGUGUAUUUUCUGGGUAUCAAUGUUGAACAUUUUGUAAAUAACCUAUAUUGCGUACCUUUGGUGAACAUUGUCACAUAUCCAAACUAUUUAUAUGUUGUUUAACCAUUGUUGCCUUAAAAAAUAUGUUGUGCUAUGUCCACUAUCCAGAUGAUUGAACUAUAUUUUUAAUUGUAAUGAUGGACCAAGCAUGUGAAUAUGGAGACUUUCUAGAUGGACCCUUUCCAAAGAGCACAUGCUCAACCAGCAGCUUCUCACGUGGCAUGAGCAGAUGUUGAUUUUAUGAAGUGUUGGACUGUCCUCCUUCAGGAUGGUCUGACUACAAAGAUCCCACCAAAGAGCACUAAAUAGGAAACGAGUAUAUUUACAUUUAUGCAUAUGGUGAGGACAAACAAAAUAAAAUCAACUGGUAACUGCAAUGUCACUACUAUAAAAAAUUGUGACUUAGAUUCCAUCCUUGGCUAGUGCUGCUGAACCUUUUCUAAAAGAGCUCCUCUUGAUGUUAUUCUGAAGACAUUUGUACUUAAAUCUGUGAUCGUUUGUAGCUUUAUUCUCACUGUUAACUAAAAAGAUCUGAUUACUCUUAAAA
Messenger RNA from Etheostoma spectabile (orangethroat darter), 5163 nucleotides. It is a transcript of the gene rfx1b, whose product is annotated as regulatory factor X, 1b (influences HLA class II expression). Gene Ontology annotation, molecular function: RNA polymerase II cis-regulatory region sequence-specific DNA binding; DNA-binding transcription factor activity, RNA polymerase II-specific. Gene Ontology annotation, cellular component: nucleus. Gene Ontology annotation, biological process: regulation of transcription by RNA polymerase II. Lineage: Eukaryota; Metazoa; Chordata; Actinopteri; Perciformes; Percidae. Bases 205 to 2709 code for a protein of 834 amino acids. The record is from RefSeq and is a predicted model, not a curated record. The transcript has 18 exons.